Messenger RNA from Erigeron canadensis, 1059 nucleotides. RefSeq names its product ras-related protein RABH1e. The record is from RefSeq and is a predicted model, not a curated record. The transcript is spliced from 6 exons. NCBI's taxonomy places the organism in Eukaryota, Viridiplantae, Streptophyta, Magnoliopsida, Asterales, Asteraceae. The coding region runs from base 233 to 856 and encodes 207 amino acids. Gene Ontology annotation, molecular function: GTP binding; GTPase activity.
UAAAUGAAAACAAAAGAAACAAACGAAGGCGUACCCACGUUUCCUUGAAUUCUCCCCCUUUUCUCCUUGUCUUUCGAACAUAAUAUUUCCUCACAGAUUCAGAUUCAGAUCUGCUCUCAUCUGAUCUGAACAACAACAACAACACAGAAAACUGUUGGAUCAAUCAUAUCAAUAUCAAUUUCAAAAAUAAAAUACAAAAUUUAUAAAUUUUUUUAGAAAAACAAUCAAAGAGAUGGCGGGGGUGUCACCUCUAGCGAAAUACAAACUCGUAUUUCUGGGAGAUCAAUCCGUUGGUAAAACCAGUAUUAUUACCAGAUUCAUGUAUGACAAAUUCGAUACCACCUAUCAGGCCACCAUUGGCAUUGAUUUCUUGUCGAAAACAAUGUAUCUGGAAGACAGAACAGUUCGAUUACAGCUUUGGGAUACUGCUGGGCAGGAGAGAUUUAGGAGUCUGAUUCCAAGUUAUAUAAGAGACUCAUCAGUUGCAGUCAUUGUCUAUGAUGUAGCCAAUCGCCAAUCAUUCUUGAACACUGCAAAAUGGAUAGAAGAAGUACGUACUGAGAGAGGCACCGAUGUCAUUAUAGUCCUUGUGGGGAACAAAACCGAUCUUGUUGACAAAAGGCAAGUUUCAAUUGAAGAAGGAGAUGGCAAAGCUCGUGAAUUUGGGGUCAUGUUUAUAGAAACUAGUGCAAAAGCUGGAUUUAAUAUCAAGCCUUUAUUUCGAAAAAUAGCUUCUGCCUUGCCGGGAAUGGAGACGCUUUCUUCUACAAAACAAGAAGACAUGGUGGAUGUGAACUUGAAAUCUUCGGGUAAUGCUUCACAGUCAGAGCAGCAAAGUGGAGGCUGUGCGUGCUAGAGCUUUUAGCUACGCUUCUAAGAGGAAAGACGGUAGGCCAAGGUUUGAUUUUGUAAUGGGUUGGUUCUUGGUAAGUUUGAUUUGUCGAUAAUUUUGUUUUGUAAGUGACAUGAAAAUUGGAAGAUAUGAUGCAUCUUCAGUAUACCUCUAUAGUUAUUCUUAUUUAUAUCUCUAAAUAGAGCCAGUUCAAUGGUUUGACAAAA